This is a messenger RNA of Paramecium pentaurelia, 1442 nucleotides long. The record is from the annotation of a GenBank genome assembly. Lineage: Eukaryota; Ciliophora; Oligohymenophorea; Peniculida; Parameciidae.
AUGAAUUAAGAGAUUUCAAAAGAAAUAUUAGCACUAUCAAUUCAUGUUGCAGCUGCUGCAUCUUCAAUUACAGUACAAACUCAAUAAAGAAUGACUUUAGUAACAAACAGCGUAUUAGAGACUGUAAGUUAAACAAUGAAGAUAAUAAAUUUUUUAAUGUUAUGCUCUUAGAAACAGUCACAAUUAGAAGCAGUUACAGAGGAACAAGAAGAUGAAGGUUAAAAGGAUUCAAAGACAAAGGAAUGUUUGAAUGAAUAGUUUUUAAAGACUGUAUAAUCAGAUUGUUUUAAUGAUGAAGUGAUUGAAAAUUAAAAAGAGAAAGAAAAUUGUCCAACAGACAUGAUCAUGAGAUAAGUAAGUGAGUUGAGAGGAUAGAGCAUAUUGAAAUCAAAUAAUAAUUUAUCUGAAGAAUAUCCAAAAUGCAAUGUAAAUCAAGUUGAAAGUGCAACUCCAAUAUAGUUCAGAAAACCCUCUUUAUUGUCUUAGUAACUUUCCUUGAUAAAGGUAGAUAAAUAGAAAGAAGCAGAGGAAUAGAGAGAGUUAAUGAAAUUAAUAGAAUCAGUAGAUCCAAUAGAAUUAAUCCCAAAAUUGAAAUAAAUUGAGAUUUAUGAUGAAUAUAAAAGGUCAUCAGGUUUUAAGGAUAUAUUAGUAUAUUCAAACAAACAACAGAUAGUAAUUAAUGAACAAGAGGCAGAAGAAUAACUGAUGGAUACUCCAAAUAAAUCAGAAUGGUAUGAGAAUUCUUCAGUUGAAUAUCGUGCUACUUCUUAUAAUACAAAUGAAUCUUCAAAUCUAGAUCAUCAUUCUUAUAAAUGGAAGAGUAGCAGUUUUGGGGAUGAUAAUAUGAUAUAAGAGUGUGGAUUUCAAUUUUAAUCUUCUGUAUUUGAUUUUCCAUUUCCUGAAGAUUUUUGUGCUAACAGUUAGAACAUACAAACUAACAUAUAAAAUAUUGAAAACAAAAAUUAGCAUACUCCAAAAAAAAAGAGACUAUAUUGUAAUAAUAAGAAAGUUCCUCAUUGGGCUGAAAAUCUAGAAGUAAUAAAGUAAUUAUAUAUAAUUAGAGAGUAUCUCAACAUUAAAAUUAAUAAUAGAAUUUAUCUUAGAAUUAAAUAUUUGGUAGAAUGAAAUAGAGGGUUUUAGAUAUUGCUAAAUAAUUUUCUUUGAAUAGAUUUAAUAAAAGAGGUAGUUCAGCUUAAUGGCAUAUAUCUAAUGAGAAAUAUGAAUAGAUGUAAAAGUAAAUGAUGAACUUACAAUAAAUAUAAGAUCAAAACAUUAUUAAGUUGAAAUAACAUUAAGAAGAUGUAUAAUAUAUAUGAUUAAUAUAUUUCUAGUCAGUGAAAAAGAACUAAGGACUUUAUGCUAAAACAUAGUACUUUUUAACAAGCAUCAAAAAAAAGAUUCUGAAUUCUUUUGAAAAAGAAUACAAAUUCAAAAAUGUUUGA